Messenger RNA from Physcomitrium patens, 3603 nucleotides. Its product is annotated as protein SCARECROW. The record is from RefSeq and is a predicted model, not a curated record. Lineage: Eukaryota; Viridiplantae; Streptophyta; Bryopsida; Funariales; Funariaceae.
UAGAACUAAAGUUUGGUGCAACGACGCACGGCGGUUCGAAUUUCGUGACGUGAGCCCUACAUGCCGACCAGCUCCUGGUUCGUCUCUGCUGGAUGGGCUGGACCAAUAAUCGAUUGCCGGUUUUCAGAGUACAGUUUCAUUGCCGUCAAUGUGGAAGAAGGUUGCUCGGUCUUCACCUGUAUGCCGCCUCCCUCCGUCAUCAUACAUAUUAUGAAGUUAUAUUCGCGAGCUCUUAACCCAGGAUGGGCUCUUGCUAGGCUAUCUCUGGUGAUUGACGAGAGAGUAGGGGAGAGAGAGAGACACACACACACACACACGGAGGGAUGGAGAUGGUGAACUAGGUUUUAAUUGUCGAGACUGUUUAUUCGCGCUCCUUGACUGAGAAUCAGUGGCGAUGUGGCUACUCUGGAUCGUUGGAGUUAUUUUUGGUCCUGGUUCGUCUUUCUUGAGGAUGUUUCCCUGCGCUUAAAUUCUGUAGUGGGCUAGACGUCUCAACCCGUUACUUGGCUAGGAUCCUUUCUUGGAGUCGCUAGCGGGUGUAACAUGAAGGGGUGUUAAAAAAUACGGAAACUAUUCCAUUGAUAGAUAAAUUUGCUCUCGCUUUGACAAACUCAUCAACACUGGAUAUAGGUCCUCUUGCGUGUUAGCUGCUCCCAUGAAGUUGGAGACAAUGCCUUUCUCGACGAGGGAUGUUCGUUAAUUCACAGGUACGAGAUUGAGUAUUCGAGCAACGAUUCGGAACCAGUAGAGAGGUCUGUUUACAACGUUGUAAUUAGUAAUCCUAGGGCGAGAACUUGGUGUGAAAGAGUAAGUUACCGAAUAAAGGUUUAUUGGGGAUCCUGCACCUCUGUCAGAGAUGGUAGUUUGGACGUGGACUUGAGUUCGGGAGAGCAGGCAAUACGGUGAGUAUGGCUUUGGUAUGUCCUAAUCCAAGAGAGAGACUGGGGCUCGUGACUAAGGAACCCACCGGAGUAGGAUCCCGCACGCAUUAUAAUGUAGGUUUCCCUGGUUAUAGAGAUCAAUUACGCAUGACGGACAACUUGCGAGAUCCUUUUCACAGCGGCCCCGAAACAGGUGGUCGUGACCCUCAAGAUGCUGAGAGAAGAGGUGAGUUACAGGAACAUAGAGUUCAUUUGCCAGACUUGGACUUCGGGGUGGGGGCAAAGUGGAACUGUACUGGGCAAAUAUCUUCCUGGUCGAGUUACGAUUCUACUUCCCAGUCGUUCCCAUCUACUUCUGCUGCUGGUUGGGUUGUCUCGCCCUUGGGCAGCAACAACUCACCGUUUCCCUCUGACGGUUCAUUCUCGGAUCAUCUCAGUUCAGGAUUGUCAAAUACUAGCUUCCCUGGUGCUCUCCCUGCGAGUCUUCAAGUGCAAUCUGGCGGUAGCGCCGGUGGUUUCUUCUCCGGUAGCACCCAAACAGCGAGCUGCAACGGAAAUCAGCUGUACCAGAACCCACCAUCACUCAUGAAUGCGGCCCCAAGAGAUAGCUGGGGGAAGAUCGAAGAUGCCCCAAGUCCUCACCACCAGUUGUCUUGUCAGUAUGACAUGGAGCAGCACGGGAACUACGGUUACGGUGUCCAACCUGCAAGAGAGGCCGUGAAGGACCACUUUUCAGGAAUGGACGAAGAUUCUGUGGCUGCUUGGGUUGAUGGGAUGAUCAUGGAGAUGAUGGAAGCCAUGCCUGGAGUACCGAUCGAGCAAAUAUUAACAAAUCUGUCCGAGGUUCUGGCUCCAUCAAAUUCCCAAUUGGAAAGAAUUAUUGGAUCUCGAGUUCAGUCGCUUUAUGGAGGCGCGGGGCUGCGAGUUCAAACUUUCUUGCAUACGGGUCCAUCCAGAUUCGGCAAGAGGACACGUGAAGGUCAAAUCGGGUGGAGAAAUGCAAAGUCGUCCCAGAAUGAGGCCCGGGCAUAUCAGGAUACGCCCUCCCAUCACCACGUCAGACCAGAUAAUUUCAUGGAGCAGAACGCAGUUGCCUCGCUUGCAAGAGACGAACUUCAUUAUCCAAGACCUCAAAAACGGACCAUCGACAAUCUGCAGCUUUCUCUAGAGCCCGCAGAUGAACGCAGUCUCCGUCAUUUGCACACCGCCCAGCAGCCAAUGCCAGAGGAUCAAUAUAGCCACCAGGUUCUGCGAUCAAGAGAUCAGACGACCAAACCAGUUCAGCACCAGCAUUACUUUCAACCACACCUGCAACACCAGCAACAAAAGUCUGGAGAAAUUCAAAACGAUUUUUCACCGCCUUCUAACGCCGCUCAGUACCCAAUACUGAACACUAGGGGUUUUAAUGAUGCCGUAUCCCUGCCGCAAAAUGUGCCGCAAAGCACACCUCGGAACGCACAACCAGAACCUCCUAAUGCAACUGACGAAGAAGGGCUGCAGCUCUUGGCACUGUUGCUGCAAUGCGCUGAGGCCGUUUCCUCCGACGAUUUCGACCAGGCCAACUCGAUUCUUCCACAGUUAAGUGAACUAGCAACCCCUUACGGUACGUCGGUGCAAAGAGUGGUUGCGUAUUUCGCUGAAGGCAUGGCGUCUCGUUUGGUGACCUACUGCUUAGGUAUAUGCCCUCCUCUUUCAAGCAAGCAGCUCGUCAGCAACCAAAGCUUUCUUUCGGCAAUGCAGGUAUUCAAUGAAAUAUGCCCCUUCGUAAAAUUUUCUCACUUCACUGCCAAUCAGGCCAUCUUCGAUGCCUUCGAGGGCAUGUUCAACGUGCAUGUCAUCGAUAUCGACAUAAUGCACGGGUUGCAGUGGCCGCCGCUUUUUCAACUCUUGGCAUCUAGACCUGGAGGACCUCCGCAUGUGCACAUCACGGGAUUAGGAACUUCAAUCGAGACUCUUGAAGCGACUGAUGCUGUUGCAGUCCACUGGAUGCACCACUCGCUCUACGACGUAACUGGAUCCGAUCUCAACACACUGAAUUUGAUCGAGAAGCUGAACCCCAAGGUCAUCACUCUCGUCGAGCAAGACCUUCGACAUGGUGGAACAUUCCUGAGCCGGUUCGUUGAAGCUCUUCACUACUAUUCUGCUUUGUUCGAUUCCCUGGGUGCCAGUUACAAGGCCGACAGCCCCGAGCGCCACAUGGUUGAGCAGCAACUCCUGUCGUGCGAGAUCAAAAACAUUUUAGCCUUUGGUGGUCCAGCGCGCACGGGCGAGGCUAAGUUCGACCAGUGGCGUGACGAGUUAGGCAAACGAUUUAAACCCGUUUCCUUGAGUGGCAAGGCAGCCCACCAGGCGGCAUUGCUACUUCAGGGCCUGUUUCCCUGCGAAGGGUAUACACUCCUGGAGCACCGAGGUACUCUGAAGCUCGGAUGGAAGGAUCUUUACUUGUUCACUGCUUCUGCUUGGACAAACGAAUAGUUCUUGUAAGAUAUUAAACCUACCUGCUGGUAGUGCCGGCGCUGUGGAAUAGUAGAUCUAGACAUCUUAUGGACGUCGGGCUUAGUUAAAAUUCGAUGCUACGGAUAGUGGCAGUCUCAUUUUAAUCAUGUACAUUCUCUACAACAUUGAACCUAGCAGGAGACUUCAACGAACAGACCCAUGCAUGGCUUAUACACCAAUUUUUUGCAUAUAUUUUGACCUACUAAGAUAUUCAUUUGGAUAAAAA